Kwoniella shivajii is the source of this 4125-nucleotide messenger RNA. RefSeq lists its product as uncharacterized. The transcript is spliced from 12 exons. The coding region runs from base 1 to 4125 and encodes 1374 amino acids. The record is from RefSeq and is a predicted model, not a curated record. Gene Ontology annotation, cellular component: Atg1/ULK1 kinase complex; phagophore assembly site membrane. Gene Ontology annotation, biological process: autophagy of mitochondrion; positive regulation of protein phosphorylation; reticulophagy. Gene Ontology annotation, molecular function: protein kinase binding; molecular adaptor activity. NCBI's taxonomy places the organism in Eukaryota, Fungi, Basidiomycota, Tremellomycetes, Tremellales, Cryptococcaceae.
AUGGAUAUCCACCAAGCAUCAGAUGGAGGUGUGUUCCUCCUUGAUAGGCAGUUAGAAGAAUAUGACAACCUCGAUACGUUAUUGGAUGAUAUAGGGAAUUUGACAGGAGUGACACCGAAUAAUAUCCUACUGUUCAUGGAAGAUGGACGAGAAGUGAAAGUCGAUGUACUAGAAGAAGCCUGGAAUUCAGCUGGGCCUAGUUCACCUUCUCUUGCUCAUAGACUCAAGUUGUACUUGUUUAACAGAGAGACUUUCUGGUCAAAUGCUGAACAAUGGGCCGCUCAAUUUCAAGAGGAUAUUAUCCUUCCACCUCCAAUAGAUGUAAACCAGACCAAUUCGCUCGCCCAUAUACAGCAUCCAUUUCUUGUAGCUCAUGACCAUCUAUCGCAUCUACAAUCGUUAUAUCAAGCUCAAUCAAGAGCUUUGGAAAUUGCUUAUUCGAACUUAUCACAUCAUCUCCAACCACUCAUUCAGGAAUCUGAGAAAUUCGCUAUCCGAGCCGAGAAAGAGCUGUUCACGGAAGAAAGCUUGAUCAAAGGUGCAAAAGUCGACAUGACACUGUUACCCAAGCUGACUAUCAACCCAUCUCUACUAAGGAAGAAGAAAGAUAAUGAAAGUGAGGACAAGGUCAAGACUAUUGGUGAUUUCGUUAAUAAGAGGAAAAUGGAACAGGUCAGAGAUACCUGUAGGACCGCUCAUGAGGAGCAUGUAGAUAGGUAUAAUCAACUGGUUGGUCAAUUGGAUGAAUUGGCAUUAUCGUCAGACGCAGAAGCUAGGGGAUUCAAAGACCAUUCGGACGCAGUCGGAACGGAGUUCACAGAAGGCUUGGCAAGAUUGGAAGUUGCUAUAAGUCAAUUGAGCGAGCUGCUUGGAAGCGGUGCGGAAGACGUGGCACAAGCAAUGAGAGAUGAUCUGAUAGCUCUAACAGCAGUAAAGAACGAUUUCACCCUCGAAAUACACCUGCAUCUUCAACAAGUAGCCAAGUUUCAAUCUCGUAUCCCGGAGUUGACUGGACCGUUGACCGCGUUAGACGUCGACUUGCGCGAUAAAGUAGUUUUCCCACAUCUGCAUCGACUGCGGCAACUACCCUUUGCCUAUGCAACUGUAGUAGCGGAGGUGGUGCGAAGGAAGGAAUAUUCCAGGAUGUUAUUGGAGUGGACUAUAAGGCUAUCUGAAACUUUGACCAGGUUCACAUCCAGUGAGAAGAUCCGGAGGGAGCAGGUACAGGCGGAAAUGAUCACUCAGCUGCCUUUUGGCGUUGUAGGAUUAGAUGAAGGUGGACCCAGAAUUGAUAUAUCCGUUGUCACUGGUGCGGACGGAUUGAAUGGGAUGAAAUUUGGUCAAGAAGAGAUUGAGAAACUUGUCCUAUGGGUUGAUGGCCUUAAGGAAGAUCAAGAGGUUCUAGCUGCUUUGGAAGAAGGCGAUGAGAAUUAUCUAGCUACGUUACAAGCUAGCAUUGAAGGCUUGAUAGGGAAAGUGGAUUUCGCCAGUGAUGAGUUAGAUCGAAUGAUUGAAACAUCAGUACUAGUAGUCCGCAACAAGCCCCGUUCUGCCAGCAACUCCCGUACAACACUCAACCUCUCAACGCAACUUCGCACAGUCAGUCAGGAGAAAGCGGAUCAGGAGAAACGGAUUCAGGAGAUGCAAGAAUCGCAUGACGCCAGGCUACGAGAACUGGAAGAUCAAUAUCAGCAGCGACUCGCAGUGUCACAGACUAGACAAGCGGAAUUGCAAGAUGAAUUAGUCAGACUUAGGACGGAUCUGAGUGAGGAGAUGAUAGCUCGACAAGCAUUAUCCGCUGAACUGGGGGAAAGAUCUAGAGAGCAAGAAGAUAAGAUGAGAGAGCAGGAAGACCAAUCUGAUUUCAUUAAAGGUCUUCAAGCCGAAUUAAGUCAAGAAAAAGAUCGAGCUACGGAUCUUGGUGUUCGACUACAAGAAGCAUUACUCGAUGUGGAUGGUUUAAAGAGUGCAGAACAGACUCUGAUUUUCCAAUUACAGGAACUGCAAGAGGAACGAACUCGGUCAUUACAGAGUAUGGGUGAAGCUCAACUCGCAGCACACAAUUAUGAAUCUCAAUUAGCGGGUAUCCGAGCUGAACUUGAAGUUACCAGCCAUCAACUUGCCGAAGCUCAGAAAGAUCGAGACAUGGCUUUGAAAAACCAAUCGGCAGAAGCUGAGAGAAUGAUGAGGGAUCAUAUCGCCGAGACAGAUGGUGAUCGAGCUGUACUGGAGCAUCAAAAUUUGACAUUGACAAAACAAUUAGAAGAUGUCAAGAUUGAAUUAGAUGAAAAGUUAAAUGCUGUGAAGAAUACCACUGUAAGGCAGGUUGAUGGGCUAAAAGCUGAAUUGAAUUUCACCAAGGCACAAUUAAGAGAAGUGCAAAGGAAGGAAACUGUACUAGCGGAUGAAUUAGCAAUGUCAAGAGAUUCAGCGAUGGCAAUCACACAAGAACGGACAUAUCAAUCUGAUGUAUCGAGGGACGCAGUAGCUUUAGCAUCGAAAUAUCAUGAAACCUGCCAACGUUUGUUAAACGCUAUAAAUAACUCUACCACCAUCUCAGGAUCAACAAAUAUCAACGCGAGUAUAAUAAAAACGCCGAUGAAAACUAUUCCAACUUCAACGAAUUUAUCCAAUUCAUCUUCGAGUACAAAUAAAGAUGAAUUACGGGAAUCCGUCUUGAUAAGAUCAUUGGUAACAGCACAGGAUUUCGACUUGAUACAUUUCCAAGAUGCUGUCACGAAGACCAUUGGUCUGGUCAAAAAGUGGUCAAAGAGUUGUCGACAGUUUAGGGAUUUGGCACGGAAUAAGAUCAGUUUUACGAAUUUCACCAAGGGCGAUUUGGCUUUAUUUCUGCCUACACGCAAUGCCGCUGCUAGAUCAUGGGCUGCGUUCAAUAUCUCCGCUCCUCACAACUUUCUCAAAGUGGACGAUACGAUGCAGGAACACACCAAGACUCGUGAAUGGAUCAUAGCCAGGAUUGUCAGAACUGAAGAAGCAAUCGCUACUGGAGGGGAGUCCCCGGAAUCAAACCCAUUUGGAUUGGCAGAUGGACUUCGAUAUUAUACUCAUCACGUUGAAGAAUAUAACCCACACACUGUGAGAUUGCCCAGACGAUCAACUUCAGCUUCUGUCAAUCCUGAAAAGGACGCUUCGAUCAGUCAAAUGCUGUCUUCCACUCAUCGUGUCCCUGGACCAUCAAGUGGCAUCCCAGAACUCACUUCCGAUGCGGAUAUAUUGUCUCCUAGUAAAACUCCAAGACCUGAUAGGAUCAGAUCUAGUAGUGGGUAUUUCCCCCCUAUGAGUAGUCUACAGAAAGAGGAUACUUCAGAUUCACCUGAACCAAUCACCGAGAAUGAGGGUGAACAAGAUAAUCUAGCGAACAAAGUGGAGCAGGAUCCCAUUCCCACUCAACAAGAAUAUACUUCUAGUAUAUCGUAUGACCAAAGAUCAGGUGGUAAUCUGCCAAACGCACCUACGCCCUCACCUUCAGCUGCACCACCCACUUCAUCAGCUCAACCGAUACCUCGCAAGACUCAUAGUCGUUUGCCCAGUCGAGGCAAUACACCUUCAUCACCACCUUCAAGAGAUAAAAUACCCCCUUCAUCAAUCGUCAGACCGUCAAGUGUAGCUUCAUCGUCUAAUUCAUCGUAUCCGAAAGUAUUAACGAUAGGUCAUCAAGGCGGUAAAUCUACCCUGAGUCCAGCAAUAACAACCUCGAACGAAGAUUCACCUUCACCAGAGGAUAAUCUCAAUUUUCAAAAGACCAUAAGAAGGAAAGAAAGUAAUUCUGCUUUAUCGGUAUCAUUCUCACCUCCACCUGAUAAUAUGAAACCUUCCCCACUGAGCCUAGGUGAAGGAUCAAGAAGAGGAAGUAAAGUCUCUUCCCCGCCGCCGAUCGAUGAGCAGACAACCAACAACGCAGGAGCUGGAGGGUUCAGUGCGUUAGGUACUACUUCGGCUAGUAAGCUCAUCAGAGGUUUCACCAUUGGUAGAAAAAGCUCUGCAAAUCAACAAGAAAACCAGGGUGAAUCGCCCCCAAAAGGCGUCGAACGCCCCUCCGGCAAAGAAAGGAAACCCAGUGCCAUGGAUAUGCUGAAGAGGUUUGAUAGUGGCAACAACUUUUAA